Messenger RNA from Durio zibethinus, 2637 nucleotides. RefSeq lists its product as uncharacterized. The record is from RefSeq and is a predicted model, not a curated record. Gene Ontology annotation, molecular function: nucleic acid binding. Lineage: Eukaryota; Viridiplantae; Streptophyta; Magnoliopsida; Malvales; Malvaceae.
CUAAUAAUAAAAAAUAUUUUCCUUAAAAAUGAAUAUUAUAAAGAUAUAACUAUAAAUAAAGGUCGUAGUGGAAAAUGUACUAACAUCAUCUCCAACUCUCUCUCGCGCGCACUCUCCCAAAUGCUAAAUCUCCAAACCCUAACCCUAACCCAAUUCAAUAUAAUUUCUCAUGAAAUUUACAGAUUGUAGGUUAUCUCUCUCCCUUAUACAUUCUUCUCUCAAGAAACCCUAGCUUCUAUUUCCUUCUUGUGAUUGAUAAUAGAGAUCUCGAAAGGCAAAUUCGGGUACUCGUUCCACCAUGGAAGGGUCUGUGGUGGAGGAUCUCGGGGCGCCGGAGUCCUGGGAGGUGGCCGAUUUGGAUGCCACCAUGAGCCGCUUGAUGCUUUCUUCAAACAAGGAAGCCAAAUCAGAAUUUCCUGAUGCUACUUCUUAUUCAGCUUCAGCUUCUGCUUCUUCGGCUUCGGCUGAGAAGGUGGUUGCGGAGGAUGUCAUUAACCAGGUUGAUCAGUUUCUCCGCGAGGCUAUCCAAAACCCUCGCGAGCGCCUUUCCAUCCUGAGGAUGGAGCAAGAUGUUGAAAAAUUUAUCCGUGAUCCUAUUCGGCAGCAAUUGGAGUUCCAGCAGCUGCCUACGUCAUAUUUAAGGUUGGCUGCACAUCGUGUGGCGCAGCAUUAUUCACUGCAGUCAAUGGUUUUAUUAGACAAUAAUACACCUGAUGGUUCUGGUUCUAGAAUUAUUGUCCGUAAGACUUCUGAAUGUAGGCUUCCUCUUGUUCGCCUGGCAGACAUCCCUGUAAAUUUACCAUCAGAAGACCCUGGUGUUGUUAAGGUGGCAAUUAAACAGAGGCCACAGCAAAGGUCUCAGCUUACCAGCAAUUCAAAUUCAAAUUCUUUGAAGUCAAACAACAGCAAAAGUGUGGAAGAAAGAAAAGAGGAGUAUAACCAAGCUAGAGCAAGGAUUUUUAACUCUAAUAGUUCUACCAGUGGUUCUGGUGGAAAAUCAGAGAGUGAACUGAGGUUGCAGGAUAUUUCCUACCACAGUUCCUCAGGAAUGCCAAAGAUGGAAGAGAAACCUGUUUCAGUGGUUUCUGACAUAAAUUUUGGUAGGGGUUUGAUUGAAUCCUCUACAAGUAGUAGUAGGUCAGCUAGAAGUAGGACAGAAAAGGAACCAAUUGGUAGGAGUAAACCAAAUAAUAGGGUGGCCAUCUUUCGGGAUCGUGAGACUGAACGCAAAGACCCUGAUUAUGACAGAAAUUAUGAUAGGUACAUGCAAAGAUUUGAUCCUGGGUUUAGGUUCAAUAGUGGACCAUAUACAAUGCAGCCUAUGUACACCCCUUCAAUUAACUACAACACUGAAUUUCCACAACUUGGAUCUACUCAUAGGCCUCAGAUAUCUACCGAACACCAACUUCGACCUCUUCCACAACAUUUACCUGGGCCCUGGCCGGUACCAUCAACUGCUGCAGGAAUUAGUUAUGGUCAUCCUGAAACAAUGAUACCAUCUUUUAAUCCAAAUCAUGUUGGUGCAUGCUCCACACCUGGCAUAUAUUUACAUUCUUCUCAGUAUCCUUGUCAGCAUCCUGGAAUGCCUUUCUUCCGCCCUCAUGACCAUGUUCACCAGCCUUUUUCGCAGUCUCAUCAACAGCAGCCUGAUGCUAGUUUUGGAUUAGCCCGGCCCCGUUGAGGGGCUUGGGCCAUGCCUGCACCCUGCCAGCUAAAAGUUGAUUUGGAAUAUGAUGGAUCAAUGCAGUUAAGAGUAAUCAAAACUGGCAGUAGUGCAGGCAUAGAGAACCGGGGUGAACUGGAAUGCUACAUCAUUUUGAUGGAUACGUGUUGAUACAUUCCACCACCCUCGAUUUAUCUUGGAGCUUCUUGUAUCUUUGGAAAAUGUUGGAGAAGCUUGUUUGGUUUUAGCAUAAUCAUUGCGGUUGAUGAUGAUGGAAAGUAGAUCAGAAUUAUUGGAGCUAAGAAUGUAAUCGCUCAUCGAUGAUGAAGCUAGAUGAGGAGCCAAAGGGAACUGGGAAGAUGUCUAGAAGUGGGCAAACUGCUUCUGUCCUGUUGGCCUUUGAAUGUGCAGCAUCUCCCUUUGGUAAAGCUUUCACUGUGAAAUAAUAUGCCUUUACUGUAAAAAUUGUUUGCUGAAAUAAUAAUGCAACCAGAUUACGUAUCAUAUAAGUAUUUGAUCCUGCCUAUUUUGAACCUUUUGAUUACGAGCUAAAGUUUAUUAAUAUUUUAGCUAGGUGUCCGAGUAUGUGUGGUCUUGAUUUCCACUCCCACAUCUGGAUGUUCUGAGAGUUGAGUUGUAGGAGCAAACUAGGAAAACGAGUAGUGUUUUCUGCUGGUUACUUUACCCAAGCAAUGACUGGCAUAUAUAACCAUUAUAGGACAGAUAAUGCUAUAGCUUUACUUUAAGAGCAAACUUAACCCAUAGCUAGUGAAAUGGGUCGCAAUUUCUUUCUGCAGCCUCAACAGAUGGUAGAAUAAACUGUGCCCAUUGAAAUUUACCAAGGAUCUAGUCGUGUGCGUGCUUUUCUUUGGUUCAUCAGGUUAAUGACAUUCAUGUGUUCAACAAGUAUUCAGAGCGAAAACUAUCAAACUAGAUAAUGAAAAUAUUUGAGUACCUGACAUUUUCCCUUUAUU